CGCAGCUCAUGUAGGGAUCCCACCCCUUUUGUGGGUUUUCAUUCUGAAGCUAUCCACAACUUUACACCUGAAUGAAUGCCAAACCUCCCUGAAUAUAUAAAGGAAAUCUUCAAGAGCAAUUGCAGAGUUACCCAGAAGAAGCAGAAGGAAAAGAUUUCAUCCAGCUCUGUCAGACACAGGCUGAACCAGCCAUGCUUCUCCCUGCCAUUCACUUCUAUGGCUUUCUCCUGACUUUCAUCUUCACGAGAAGCUACUUGGCUUUCAAGAACGAUGCCACAGAGAUACUUUAUUCACACGUUGUUAAACCCGCUGCAGCGAGCCCAAGCAGCAACAGCACGUUGAAUCAAGCCAGGAACGGAGGCAGGCACUACACCAGCACUGGAUCCGACCGUAACAAUCGUGUUCAAGUUGGUUGCCGGGAACUGAGAUCCACCAAGUACAUUUCUGAUGGCCAGUGCACCAGCAUUAACCCCCUGAAGGAACUGGUGUGUGCUGGUGAAUGCCUCCCUUUGCCACUGCUCCCCAACUGGAUUGGAGGAGGUUACGGAACCAAGUACUGGAGCAGGCGGAGCUCGCAGGAGUGGAGAUGUGUCAACGACAAAACUCGCACUCAGAGGAUCCAGCUUCAAUGCCAGGAUGGAAGUAUAAGAACCUACAAAAUAACUGUGGUCACAGCCUGCAAGUGCAAGCGAUACACCAGGCAGCACAAUGAGUCCAGCCACAACUUCGAGGGAACCUCUCAAGCAAAACCUAUCCAGCAUCACAAAGAGAGGAAAAGAGCCAGUAAAUCCAGCAAACAUAGUACAAGUUAGAAGUCAAACAUUCUCUCCUCUCUCAUCUCCCUCUCCUCGUGCCAAAACUGAACUCACCUGUAACCAUUUGCUUUACCCUUCUGACUGCUUAAAGACAAGUCUGCCAUUGCUGUGUUCUCAGUUGACACUACUUGCUUUGACCAAAAUCAAAAGGGGCAUUCUCAGCAUAUGGACAUUUUGGGUGAUUUUCCAGAUGCUCAAGAUGGGGAAUAACACAAGCUUUCCAAGCCCAUACUAUAAACUUUUACAUUUUCUCCACCCAUGGAGGCAAAGAAAAUUUGCCAUGAGUCUUCACUGAAGUCUAUUUUGUAAAAAGAUGCUUUGUCGUGUGUUUUCCUGAGAACAGUUAUCACAUCUAUUGCCUUCUAUAUCAUGUUUUAUGAACUUCUGACAACAGCUUAAAAAUACAACACCUUGUAUCUGCUUUCAGAUUCAUUCUAAAAAGAUGCUUUGCAUGCUCACCUUUCUCUUAUCUCAGUAUACCAAAAAUUAAAAUAUGCAUGGCAGCAAUCAAAAAGUAAAGCUGAACAAACUAUUUAUUUGUUGUUGUAAUUAUUUAAUGAGCUUUUAUGUGUGUUAUUUCCCUUCAAAAUUUCCUUAUGUUUAUAGCUUUUCAUAUGUAUCAAAGUAUUUUCCUAUGAUUUGUGGCUGGGUUAGAACAUAAUUUUGUAGAUAAUGUAAAAUAGACAUUUUAGCAUUCUUGGUAUAUAUAUUUUAAUUUUGAACAUUCAUAGACAUAGGUGUUAUUUCGAAGUAGCAACAUAAAAAUUGUAUUUUUCAUUCUCCACCCUGUAUUAUUUUUGUUUAAAAAGUGUGCAAUCAAAAGACAGAUAUAACUUCCUUUCAAAUUCAUUGGUUUCUUUUGUUUUUUUAGAAAAAUAAACACUGCUAAAAACCUG
Molecule: messenger RNA, 1711 nt
Organism: Manacus vitellinus (golden-collared manakin)
Lineage: Eukaryota; Metazoa; Chordata; Aves; Passeriformes; Pipridae
Gene: SOSTDC1
Product: sclerostin domain containing 1
Exons: 2
Coding region: 192-812 (206 amino acids)
Biological process (GO): negative regulation of Wnt signaling pathway; negative regulation of BMP signaling pathway
Molecular function (GO): BMP binding
Source: RefSeq, a predicted model, not a curated record